Molecule: messenger RNA, 2375 nt
Organism: Aegilops tauschii subsp. strangulata
Lineage: Eukaryota; Viridiplantae; Streptophyta; Magnoliopsida; Poales; Poaceae
Product: GDSL esterase/lipase At5g22810
Molecular function (GO): hydrolase activity, acting on ester bonds
Source: RefSeq, a predicted model, not a curated record
GGGCACCACCCAGAACAUCAACUGAAACCAGCAACGCGCAGACCCACCCUUGCUCAACCGAUUAGCUUCGACAAGCUCGCAGCCAUGGCGCGGUGGCCAGCCGCCGCCGUGGCGUGUGCGCUCGGGGCGGCCCUCCUGGGCAUGCUGGCGGUCACCGCUGACGAGCAAGGUAGCAACAGCAAGUUCACGUGCACGGACACGGAGAAGAAGCGGCCGGGGUGCACGGGCACCUGCCCCGACAGGUGCCCCCAGAGCUGCAUCUCGCUCUGCCCCUCGUGCCAGACAUAUUGCCCUGACCAAGUGCAACCAGUGCGGCCGGCGCUCUUUGUGUUCGGAGACGGGUUUACGGACGUCGGCAACAACAACUACCUAGAGAACAACGAAGUAGGGAACCCUGUAAGAGCCAAUCACUCUUACUAUGGCAUAGACUUCCCCAAUUCCGUGGCCACCGGAAGAUUCAGCAACGGAUUCAACUUGGCUGACUUCAUCGCAAAGGCCAUGGGAUUCGAGAUGAGCCCUCCGCCUUAUCUGUCUCUUAAUAGUCCCACAAAAAUGGAUGCCGGUUUUGCUGGAGUCAACUAUGCUUCGGCGACUUCUGGGAUUUGGAGAGACAUCGACACCGGACUGGACAUCCCACUGAUGGACCAAGUGAAGAACUUCGCGGACACGAUAGGGCAGAUGGGUGCCAACCGUAGCCAGCAAGACCUGAGCAAGAUGUUGUCCAAUUCCCUCUUCCUCGUCAGCACCGGCACCACUGACCUCUACUCAAUCUACAACAUCAACAACAAUGGGGGCUCAGACACUAAAACCAAUGUCCCACACCUCAUCUCCUCCUACGGGGACAGCCUCACGGCCCUGUACAACUUGGGCGCGAGGAAGUUCGGUAUCAUCAACGUUCCGACCUUGUGCACGGCGGUGGUGCGCCAUGGCUGCGAGGGCCUCAUUACCAGCCUCCGCGUGGAGUUCAACGACGGCAUCAAGCCACUCAUGGCCGGCCUCGCCUCCAACCUCAGUGGCCUCCGCUACUCCAUCGCCGACUUCCACGCCUUCUCGGAUGCAGUCAACAUGAAUCCAUCGGCCUACGGGUUUGUGAACACCGGGGGCGCGUGCUGCCAAGGCUCCUGCGCACCUGGUUCUGGGCUGCCGUGUGCCAACCGCUCGCAGUACUGGUAUUGGGACGAGGAGUACCCGACGGAGCAGGCCGCUAAGCUGGCCGCAUCUGCGUUUUUCAAUGGCACAACCCAAUUCACAACACCGAUGAACUUCAAGAUGUUGAUCAACCAAAAGUGAUAUUUCUUUAUGUUUCCGACUUACCGUAUCCAGAAAUAAAGUGAGUCGUCUAUGUGAGACUUAUAUUGCCAUUUGCCAUGAGUUCGUAGGUCAUCAAUUUGACUAACGAAAUAUAUGUUAUAUGCCACCAAAAUUAUAAGAUAUACUUUCGGUUUUGUGAGAAAAAAUGAUAUGCUUUUGAUCGUUAGUCAACAUUUUUUUUCUUUUGCGGGUAGUUCGCAAAUUGAGUAUCUAAAAACUAGAGGGAGUACUGGAGUGUAUCUGUAUAUGGACUACGCAAAAGGAACAGGCUCAAGUGUGUGCCGGAAUUAGUGUAAGGGCACUGUUGGUGCCUGUGUCUAUUUGUACUAUUAUUAAACAGGGAUAUAGAUACAACUUACCUAAGUAUUGUAUUGUACAAUAUCUAAUAAAUUAAAUAAUGCCUUGUGUCCACAUUUUGUACUGUCUAAUAAUUCACAAAUCGCAUGUAGUGAGAUCAUUCUAGCUGCUGGUGGCAAUGGUGCCAGGAUGGUGGAAACGCCGAACUGAUCGAGGGAAAAAGAAGAAAGGACCGGCAGAGGGUGCGCGCUGGCCCGGAAUUAACAGUAAACUUGACGCGCGCAUUGAUCAGAGCAAAGAGAAAACUGACCGGAGUUGAAGAAGAAGGCCCGGCUAUCGACUGCACUCCCAAGCGUCUGUCUACCCUCAUACGUAGCUGAUGCAUCGCAUACACUGCAGUGUGCCUUCAACCCAACUACCAGAGCAUCCUCCGGUCUCAUUUGAGGCGUGGCAGCUCGGCAGACCAUGUGGGAAGGGGGCAGGAGGAGGGGGAGGCUGGCACAGCUCCAUGGCCAUCGUGUCUCUGAAUGAUCGGCCUCAAUGAAACACGGCUGAGGCACCGAACAGCGAACGCAAGCGCAAAUUGGACAAUCUCUGCCCGUCUGAAUAUAUUGUGUGCUCAGUUUGGUGGAUUUGCCAGUCACGAAUGGGGCAGUUAACUCUGCAUUCCAAGCCCUCACACCAGCCACUGGUGUGCCACGCUUAGAUUCCAGACCACACAACUUGCUAUUCAAACACAAACCAGUCUGCAAGCAUGCGAGCUUAAA